AUGGGAGGUAGGGCACCUAAGACAAUUAUAACAGAUCAAGAUAAAGCUAUGUCAAAUGCAAUUGGAAAGGUUUUUCCUAAUACUAGUCAUCGUUUAUGCUUGUGGCACAUUGCAAAAAAUGCUCCAUCUCACUUGGGUAGCUUGAACUCAAAUGAUGAAUUUCAGAGAUUAUUUCACAAAUGCUUACAAGGAUGUGAGUUUGAAGUAGAGUUUCAGCAAACAUGGGAUGAAAUGAUGGAUAAGUUUGAUCUUCGGGAGCAUUCUUGGCUACAAAGGUUGUACGGUGAUCGACAAAAAUGGUGCACGGGUUUGAACAGAGAUUUCUUUUCAGCUGAAAUCAAAGCUUCCCAACGCAGUGAAAGCACCAAUCAUGUACUCAAUGGUUUAUCAAACAAAACAACAUCUUUAAGUAAAUUUGUGCUUGCUUUUGAGAAUCAUGUAGCCGAUUGGCGUUCAGCUGAGGCGUCAUUAGAUUUUGAUUGCAAACAAGGAGUGCCUUGUUGUGUAGUCAAAACUAGUUCUAUCUUGAAUCAUGCUGCCCAUAUCUAUACAAUAAGAAUUUUCAAGAUGUUUGAGCAAGAAUUUCUUAAUAGUGUUGCGACAACUUCAGAAGAAAUUUCUUAUUGCAAUAAUACUUGCACUUAUAAAGUGACAGGGCAACAUAAAAAUUCAAGAACACGAAUUGUUCAGUUCAAUAUGGAAACUUUGGAAAUUAAUUGCAGCUGUAAAAAGUUUGAAGCCAUGGGAAUCUUAUGCUCACAUGCUCUACGAGUUUAUAUUAUCAGGAAUAUGGAGAAAAUUCCUGAAAAAUAUAUACUAAAUAGGUGGAGUAGAGAUGCAAAAAGUAGAUUGUUUGAUUUUAAGGAAGUAGAAUCUCCUGCUCAUUCAGCCAUUGAGUCAGAGACCAUGUUUCGAAAUUCUAUGGUUCGAAGUGCAUAUAGCCUUAUACUAAAAAGUCAAGGAAAUGAGGCUACAAGACAAGCUUGUCGUGAUCUUUUAUGUAAGGCUAAUGCACAAAUAGAGAGCAAAAGAAAGUAA
Mercurialis annua (annual mercury) is the source of this 1038-nucleotide messenger RNA. RefSeq names its product protein FAR1-RELATED SEQUENCE 5-like. The coding region runs from base 1 to 1038 and encodes 345 amino acids. Gene Ontology annotation, molecular function: zinc ion binding. Lineage: Eukaryota; Viridiplantae; Streptophyta; Magnoliopsida; Malpighiales; Euphorbiaceae. Gene Ontology annotation, biological process: regulation of DNA-templated transcription. The record is from RefSeq and is a predicted model, not a curated record. The transcript has 2 exons.